Paramecium sonneborni is the source of this 6353-nucleotide messenger RNA. The record is from the annotation of a GenBank genome assembly. NCBI's taxonomy places the organism in Eukaryota, Ciliophora, Oligohymenophorea, Peniculida, Parameciidae.
AUGCUUCCUCGAGAAAAUUCACCAUAACAUAGAGCAUAGGCAUAAUAAUAGGAUUUUAAAAAAUAAAAAAGCUAACGAUUCACAAUCUCGAAUCAAAUGAUGAAGCGUAACCCGACAAAAUAUUUAAAAGAAAUGAAAAGUCUCAGACAUAAUAUUUAAUAAAGCACUUUGAGAAGUUUAAAAAAUUUUCAACCUUAUGAAAAGAAGGAAGAAAAUUCAUCAGAUUCUAGUGAUUAUAAUAAUGUUGAUGAGAAACCUGAUCCUUUAGAAGGCAAAAUAGCAGUACCUAAUUUGAGUUUUAAAGAAGGGUUUUUGGUUACAUUAGAAUAACAAGAAUAAUAAACGCAUAAUUCUUCUGAUAAAAAUAGCUCUAAGGGUUUUUAAAAGCAAAUGGUAUUAAAAAAUAUCAAAAAAUGUUUUGGUGAUUAAAGUUCAAUGAGUGAGGUUAAUUCACAAGAAUAAUUACUUGAUAGAAGACAUGAUAAUUUUCCACUUCAUGAUUAAAUAGAAGAAUUAGAUGUUUAGCAUUUUGAAGAAGUGGAAUAUUUUUGUGAAGAUCUUGAUCCAAGAAUUUUGAAGAAGUAUUAAAAACAUAAAGAACGAAAUCCAUUUGAAGAUCCUUAUUAUGUAAUUUUAACACCUCUUCAUGGUUUGGAAAGAUUAAAGCAUGAAUUAAAAGUAAUUAAAUUGGUUAAGUUUAGAAUUACAAUGAUCAUCUCAAUUUCCUGAAAUUAAGAAAAUUCAUAGUUUUUUCAUGUUUGUGUAUACCAAUGUAUUUCUAGAAAAUAGUAGAUAGCUACUAAUUUAAAAUUAUAAAUGGUAUUUGUAUAAUUUGUAAUCUAACUUUAUUUACUUUAAGUAAUUCAAAUCCUCCUAUUACAAAUGAAUAAUACAAAUAAUUUAUUUUUUAUUGUUUUGCUAUUGAAAUAUGUAUAAGAAUAUUGGCUGCAGGAGGUAUAUAUCCAACUUUUCAUUUUUUAUACAGUAAAGAAGACAUUUUUAAUCUAAUUUGUACAUUAAUUAGUUUUUUGCAUUAUUUUUAUCCAGGAUUUAUAACAUUUGAUCCUACACCUCUUAGAAUAAUUACAAUCUUAUUAUAUCUAGGAGAUGGUUUAUUGAGAUUGAAAUAUAUGUUGAUAGCAUUAAAGAAAUCAUUAAUAUUUUUAGCUGAAGCACUUUUUAUUCUUUUAAUAUCUGCUUUAUUCUUUUCAAUUAUUGGUGUAUCUUUAUUUUAAGGAUUAUUUAAUUAUAGAUGUUUACCAAUAAAUGGUGAUCAAGUUGAUGAUUGGAUUUAAUGUUAUUAGAAUAAUUGUCCUGAUGGUAUGCAAUGUAUACUUUCAGAAGAUACACCUAAAUUACCAACUUCUUUUAAUAAUAUCUUUUUUUCACUUGGUUAGAUAUUAAGAACAAUAACAAUGGAUGAUUGGAGUUGGGUAAUGUUUUUUACAAUGAGAAUAUUUCAUCCUUGGAUUUGGAUCUAUUAUUUAUUAAUUAUAUUUGUUUGUGGUUUUUUUUCCAUUAAUUUGAUAAUUGCAGUUCUUAAAAUUCAUUAUUCAGAAGCAACUGAAGAGUGUGAAGAAUUUGAAAAGUUAUCUAAACAAAAAAAUGAUCAUAGUUUAUAAAGAUAAGAGAUGUUCUUAAGUAAAGAUCUUAUAUCUCAUUUUGAUUUAUCAUUUUUACGUUAUAUAGGUUUUUAUACUGUGUUAAAAUAACAUAGAUAUUUGAUAAGUACAACUAAACCUUUAAAUGAAUCCAUUGAAGAUAAUUUUAGACCUGAAAAAAUUAAUAAUUAAUUAAGGUUACUAUCCUCUAAAUAGAAAAAGAUUUUAGAUGAAGCAAAAACUGUAUUUAAAUUUUAUAUUUUAUUAUAGAAACUUAAUUAAAAUUCUAUUUGGAAUAAGUUCAAAAACUUUUCACUUAAAAAUUAAUUAUUACCUAAAUUUAAAGAACUCAAAAAAGAAUAGAGUUUAGUAAAUAUUAAAUUAUAUUCUGAUGAUCCUAUUGAGAUUUCCAUUCUAUUGAAACUAAUAGAGUAUAAUUUUACAUAAUUGAACAAUUCUGUAAAUUAUCAAGUAGAUUAGAAAUAUAAUAGUUUAAAGGAUGUAUUUGUGUAAAAGAAAAGGUAUUAAUAAUAUAAUUUUUAUUAGAAUUGGACAUAAGGAGAAAAUUAAAAUGUAUUAUCAACAUUUGUUAUCAACAAAGAAUAUAAAAUCAACUACAAGGCAACAAUCUGAUUUUUCAUUAAGUAGAUAUCCAAUUCAUAAGAGUACUAGAAGAAUUACAAUUCAAAAAACUAUAAUUAAAAAUGAUGAAAGUCUUGAUGUGCCCUCUCCUUAAAUAAAGAGAAAAAAUAACGAUUUAUAAUCAAUAAUUAAUUUAAAAACAAAAGCUUAACGAUCUCAUCCUUUUGAAAUUAUUAAUAAAGGUCGAAAAUUCCUUUUUAUUUAAGGAUAUUAUGUUGAUUAUGAAUUAUUAAUGGAAAAAAUCAAUGUGAAAAUACCUAAAUUAAAACAAGAUUUGGGUUCUAAUGAAGAACUUUAUUAAUAAAUUUUUUAGAAAGAGAGAGAAUAAAAGAUUAUAAAGACAAAAAAUUGGUCAGGUAAUAAUGUAUUGCUAAUGAAUCCUAAUCGUUUUUAGAUGUUCGAAGAUAUAUUUAAUAGUUUAAAUAAUUUUAAUUAAUUAAUAUGGAUGCCAACAAUAGGAGGGAAAUUAUUAAUUUUAAGAAGAUAUACACUUAUAAUAAUAGAUAAUUAAAUCACUUAAUUGUUUUUUGAUUUGAUAAUAUUGAUAAAUUUCAUUUUUUUAUCUUUGUAUGGAAUAGCUGAUCCAAUUAUUAUUUCAAAAUGUGAAGAUGUUUCAACUGUUUUUUUAUUGGUUGAAAUUAGUUUGUAAAUGUUUACAUAUCCACUUUAACGUUUUUUCUCAAGCAAGGAAAAUGUUUUAUAAGCAAUAAUAAUGAUUGCAAGUUUUAUAGAGUUCAGUUUUAGUGAUUAUUUAAAUUUAACAGAAUAAUAUUUGAGAUUAAUAAGAGGCACAAAAUGUAUUCUAUUUUAUAGAUGUUUAAAAUAUAAUUAGAUGGCUGUACUAAUAGGUAAGAUUGCAUCAAUAACAUUUAAGUAAUAUAUUUAUUUAACAAUAUUCAUGUUUAUAAUAAUAACUAUAUAUGCAAUGAUUGGAAUGGAUUUAUAUGCAGGUAAUUUAGAUUAAAAUGAUUCUUUGGGUUAAUUGCAUUCAUUUGAUAAUUUGUUAAAAGCAAUCAUGACAAUUUUUAACAUAAUGACUAAUGAUGAUUGGUAUGGAGUAUAUGUUAUUGGAUCUGAAAUUAAUACUGUUGCUGCUAUCAUAUAUUCAUUUUCUAUGGUUAUAAUUUUGAAUUAUUUGACUUAUGGAUUAGUUUUAGCUAUAUUGCUUGAUGGAUUUGGAAGAUAUUUAGAUGAAAAGGAUGAAGGUGAUUCAAGUGAUUAAUAAAUUUUAGAAAAUCAAAUGACAUCUUUAAAAGAUGAUGAUCUAUUUAAUACAGAAUUGGAUUCUACAAGAUAAUUAAAAGUAAAGUCACAAUAUUACUCAUAAGUUUAAAUAUGUGAAUUAGAAGAGAAAGAAUAACCAAAAAUAAAAGCUGAUUUGAUGGAGAGUCUUUUAAUAUCUAUAAGUAUAACUACGUAAUUAUAUUAGAGUAAUUAAAUAAGUAAGUAAUGAGAUCAAAUCCAAAAUUAUUUUAAGAUAUUUAAUGUGAAACAUCACUCUAUUUAUUUGAAAAAACAAGUAAAAUAAGAAUAAUAUGUUGUAAUCUUUGUAUAUCUUCAGGAUUUUAUUGGUUUACAAAUAUAAUUUUAAUAUGUUCAAUAAUUGUAAUGAUUAUAGGUACUUAUCAUGACUAUGAAUUGGAAAAGAGUUAAUAUCCAUAUAUUUUAUUAAUGAUUUUGAAUGUUUUUAUGUUGAUAGAAGAUGUAAUAUGUAUAAUAGCAAAAGGUUUAUUUUUGGAUAAAGGAUCACAUAUAAAUUAUUCAUGGUAAUUGAUAGACUUAAUUUAUUUAAUUGGAUUUUUUAUUGAUAGUAAUUAAUAUAAUCCAAUAAUAAAAAUUUGUUUAUUUCUUGGUCAUUUUAGACCUAUGAAAUUAAUGUAUAGAAUUUAAAGGUUGGACAAGAUAAGAGCUGCUUUAGCUUAAUCACUUUUUGAUAUGUUAAAGAUAUUGGUAACUCUAGUAUCAGUAUGGAUAAUGUUUGGAGUAUUUGGUAUUAUAUUAUAUGAAAGUUAAUUUGGAUUUUGCAAUGAUAAAAUGUAAUUUGAAAUUAAUGAGAAAGAAUGUAUAGAAUCAAAUGGAUAAUGGAUUAAUUACAAACAUAAUUUUGAUAAUAUUACAAUAGCAUUACCAACUUUAUUUGUAGUAUCAACUUUUGAUGGUUGGGGUGAAAUUAUGUAAGUUGCAGAAAAUAGUAGAUAAAGUAGAUAUGGACCAUCUCCAUUUGCUACAUACAUAUCUACUUAUGCUUAUUUUAUAUCUUUUUGUUUUGUAGGAUCCAUGUUCUUUUUGAGUUUCUUCACUGGAACACUCUUUUCAAAAUUAAGAAUCAAUUAAUAAAAAAUUGAAAUGUAGGACGCUACAAAAUUUUAAAGAGAAUUUACAGAAAUAGCUCCUAUUAUUUUAAAAGAUACGCCAGUCUUUUCAACUCCUCCAACAAACAUUUUAAGAAGAUUAGCUUCUUUUAUUGUUAGUAACACACUCUUUUAGAAAUUUAUGUUUCUGAUGUUAUUAAUAGAUUUGAUAUGUCAACUACAAUAUUAAUAUGAUAUGGAUGUGGAAUAUAUCAUAAAUAUUAAUAUAAUACAAAGAUUCAUUAUUUUAUUUUAUGCAUUAUGGAUUGCGCUUCUUUUUAUGUCAUUAGGGAUUAAUAGAUACUUUGAUAAUAAUUGGAGAAGAUAUUACACAAUUUUAAUUCUAAUUUCUCUUUGUGAUUUGAUUGCAGAUUUAUAGAAUGGUUGGGUAAUCCAUUACUUUUAAUCAAAUGUAUUCACUCCAUAUUAUUAACUAUUAAGAAUAGCUUUUAUGACGAGAUAAUUACGUCUUUUAGUCAUCUUUUAAGGAUUAACUAACUUAUCAAGAUUGAUUAGAGUUAUGGGUUUUGCCAUUCCCUUUUUAGCUAAAAUAAUGUCCAUUCUAGUUAUCACUAUGAUCAUAUAUGCUUUGAUUGGAUGUUAAUUAUUUGGUAAAAUUAUAGAUGGUGCAGUAAUUGAUGAUCUUAUUAAUUUUACUAAUUUUGAAUAUGCUUUAUUAGCAUUAUAUAAAUGUGCUUCAGGAGAUGAUUUUAGAACUAUAAUGACAGAUACAAUGCAUCAUAAUCCAUCUUGCCCAGAAAAUCCUGAUUGUUGUGGAUCAGAUUUUAAUUAAAUCUAUUUUAUAACAUUUAUGUUGUUCUCCAAUUAUGUUCUUUUGAAUUUGUUUAUUUUAGGUUUAAUAGAAUAAUUUGAAGAAUUUUUUUAAGUAUAAAAUUCUAUGAUUUAAACUUAUGUUGAAGAAAUAGAUAAAAUUAAAACUGCUUGGUGUAAGUAUUCUGCUGAAACUAAUGGUUAAAGUAUGCAUUAUAAAUUUUUAUGUCGAUUUUUACUUGAUAUUGGUUAACCAUUAGGAGGAGGUAAAGAUGAUAAUUUAUGGGAUGCUGCAAAAAUAGCAUCAAAAUUAAAUUUGAGAUGGUAUUAUUUUAUAAUGAAAUAGUGAUGCUUGUGGGUAUAUUCAAUAUAAUCAAUUACUUUAUUAACUCUUUAGAAGGUGUUAUCAUGAUGAAGUAUUUAAAGACGGAUCCUAAGAAUCAAUUUAAAAUAUGAAAUAAUUCAAUAAAGAAAUGCAAAUUCGCUUGAUUUACUAUAGAAGAAGCAAAACCUUACCAAGAACAAAUAUUAGUUAAUAAACUUUGUAAUUUAAAUCUAAUUUCAACAUUCUCCAUGAUUAUUUAAAUGUUUUAAUCUUAUUUAAAACUUGGUAAUCAUACUCGGAAUUGCUAGUUCAAAAAAUUAUGAAAAGAUUAGAAAAUUAUACAGAGAGUGAUGAAAUUACAUUAGAUGGCAAUCUCUAAAAUAAUCCUUAAUAGUAUUUUUUUGUAUUCUAUCUUUUAGUUGGUAACAGGUACACAAUGAUUUCAUUAAUGAUGGUUUCAGUUCUAGGAGAAGAACUACGGAUAUUAAAUUAUCUGAAAAUGAAUUUACAGGUCAUCAUGUAACACCAUAAAGUCAAGGAUCUUAGAGAGAACCUUAAUUGCCUAUAUAUUCAACUACACUACAAUAGGAAACAGAUAGAAUAUUUGGAGGUUUUGAUGAAAAUGUUGUCUUAGAUUGUAGAGAAUUAAAAUUUAAAAAUUGA